Molecule: messenger RNA, 2854 nt
Organism: Talpa occidentalis (Iberian mole)
Lineage: Eukaryota; Metazoa; Chordata; Mammalia; Eulipotyphla; Talpidae
Gene: CDC25B
Product: cell division cycle 25B
Exons: 16
Coding region: 1-1704 (567 amino acids)
Biological process (GO): protein dephosphorylation; positive regulation of G2/M transition of mitotic cell cycle; G2/M transition of mitotic cell cycle
Cellular component (GO): cytoplasm; nucleus
Molecular function (GO): protein tyrosine phosphatase activity
Source: RefSeq, a predicted model, not a curated record
AUGGAGCGGCCGCGGCCACACCCCGCGCCGGCCGUGACCCUCAGCCCGGUCGGCGUGCGCGGCGGCGCCGAGCGCCCAGACCACCUCCCCGGCAUCCGGCUGGAAGCUCGUGGCCUUUUGGGGUCCCCGGAACGUGCGGUCGCGUCCUCGCCGGUCACCACCCUCACCAAGACUAUGCACGACCUCGCCGGGCUGGGCAGCGACACCCCAAAGAGACGGACAGGCCCCCUAUCCCGAUGUAUGUCUGAGUCCUCCCUGUCAUCUGAGUCUUCUGAAUCUUCUGAUGCAGGUCUCGGCAUGGAUUCUCCCAGCCCCAUGGACCCCCAUGUGGCAGAACAGACGUUUGAACAGGCAAUCCAGGCAGCCAGCCGAGUUAUUCGAAAUGAGCGGUUUGCCUUCCGACGCUUCCAGUCCUUGCCGGUGAGGCUUCUUGGCCACAGUCCCGUGUUACGGAACAUCACCAACUCCCAAGCACGAGACAGCUGGAGGAAGAGGGAGGCAUGUGGCCGAGCUGCCCACAGCUAUGGGGAGGACAAAGAGAAUGAUGGACUUGUCUUCAAGAUGCCUUGGAAGCCCACACAUCCCAACAACGACCAUGCUCUGGCAGAGUGGGCUAGCCGCAGAGAAGCCUUUGCCCAGAGGCCAAGCUCGGCCCCUGACCUGAUGUGUGUCACCCCCGAGCGGAAGAUGGAGGUACAACAGCUGAGUCCCAUGGCCCAAAGCCCCUUCUCCUUGACCGCCGCUGAAGGUGCCACUGAGGAAGAUGAUGGAUUCGUGGACAUCCUGGAGAGUGACUUAAAGGAUGACGACAUGAUCCCUCCAGGCAUAGAGAGUCUUAUUAGCGCCCCCCUGGUCAAGACCACGGAAAAGGAAGAGGAGCAGGAUCUCAUCAUGUUCAGCAAGUGCCGGCGGCUCUUCCGCUCUCCGUCCAUGCCCUGCAGGGUGAUCCGUCCCAUCCUCAAGCGGCUGGAGCGGCCCCAGGACAGGGAUGUGCCUAUACAGAACAAGCGGAGGAGGAGCGUGACCCCUCCAGAGGAGGAGGAGGAGCCUGAAGAACCUAAAGCCCGAGUCCUCCGCUCCAAGUCCCUGUGUCACGAUGAGAUCGAGAACCUCCUGGACAGUGACCACCGUGAGCUGAUCGGAGAUUACUCCAAGGCUUUCCUCCUGCAGACUGUGGAUGGGAAGCACCAAGACCUCAAGUACAUCUCUCCAGAAACGAUGGUGGCCCUUCUGACCGGCAAGUUCAGCAACAUCGUGGAGAAGUUUGUGAUUGUGGACUGCAGGUACCCCUAUGAGUACGAAGGUGGCCAUAUCAAGACUGCUGUGAACCUGCCCCUGGAGCGAGAUGCCGAGAACUUCUUGCUGCAGAGCCCCAUCACACCCUGUAACCUGGACAAGAGAAUCAUCCUCAUCUUCCACUGUGAAUUCUCAUCAGAGCGUGGGCCCCGCAUGUGCCGUUUCAUCCGGGAGCGGGACCGGGCAGCCAAUGACUACCCCAGCCUCUACUAUCCUGAGAUGUACAUCCUCAAGGGCGGCUACAAGGAAUUCUUCCCACAGCACCCGACCUUCUGCGAGCCCCAGGACUACCGGCCCAUGAACCACGAGGCCUUCAGGGAGGAACUCAGGACCUUCCGCCUCAAGACUCGCAGCUGGGCAGGAGAGCGGAGCCGGCGGGAGCUCUGCAGCCGGCUGCAGGACCAGUGAGGGCCGCUGUGGUGCUGCCUGUCUUCCUUGCCUCUGCAGGCCAGGGCACCAGCUGCCUGGCGGCCCGCCGCGUCUGCUGGAGGCCCCAGGCACCAUCCAGGGGAGUGGGUGUCCCCUCCGUGUGCCCCUGGCCUCCACCCCCUUCUCACUCCCAUCCAUCACACGCCACAUCCUGGUGCCCCGACCCCUGUCCCUGCCCCUGGAAGAGCCCAGCCUGUUGACUUAGUGAAUUGGAUUAAGUCCAGUUCAAAGGAAGUAUUUUGUACUGGCAGAAGCCUUUUCGCUUUUUUUUCUUCCUUGUUUGAGUUAACCCUCUGUCUUCCGAUGUGCAGAAAAGCCCCCUUUUCUCUUAGGACUUUGCACAUGUGAGGCAGGGGGAGAACCACCGUCCCCCAGGAUGGGCCAGAGCUUCUCUCCUCCCUGCCCCGGGGGUCAGCGGGGCCGGCCCUCUGCGGCUCGCCUGCGUGUGUCUGCCUCUUCCUUUCUUUCCUUCUCUCCUGUCUUCCACGUGAACACUUUCAGCACAAACAUAAGCUCUUACUCUCCCCUGUUUCAGUGUUACUGCAGGCUUCAUUUGUUUGUCAGACUUUGCUGCGGUUGAGGCUCCUCUCUUAGGGACUCAAAUGUUAAUUACCUGCUUGACCCCGGCUUCUGUUGUCUCAGAAAAGGAUGUAAUCCUGGGCCACGGUGGAUGGGGAUCUGCGCCAAGGGUGCCCACUGGAAGCCCUGCCCCCACUCCCAUGAACCCAGGGGCCUGACAGGUCAAAACUUUUGCUGCUGUCUUGUCGUGGUCAGAACUUGGACGGAUGGAUGGAUGCAUGGAUGGAUGCGUGGACAGCGGUGGGUGCAAAGGCCUUACACACACAAACCUCUGAGUGGGAUCAGCUCAGUGAACAUGACAGCCUGCAGCAGGAGUAUGUGUCUGUCUGUGUGGACAAAAUCUUUACACUUUGAGGUUUGAAAAUAUUCAAGAGGAAAUGUCACGAAAACCCGCUAAAUCAAGGACAGAGUCUCCCAUGGAUUCUGAAUCUCAGAAUGUGGGGAGGCUGUGCCCCAAGGCCCUGUUGAGUCUUCUGUUGGGGCCUGGGUUCAAUAAAGCACUGAGCAAGCUGAGUGGCCAACAUGGCAUCUGUGGGGCCCUUGAUCAGAC